Molecule: messenger RNA, 1131 nt
Organism: Prunus armeniaca (apricot)
Lineage: Eukaryota; Viridiplantae; Streptophyta; Magnoliopsida; Rosales; Rosaceae
Source: the annotation of a GenBank genome assembly
AUGCCAAAGUGGGAUGUAGUUUGUUGGACAACUAUAAUAACUGCUUGUUCCCAACAAGGGCAUGGACAGGAGGCUUUUUCACUGUUCUCGCAGAUGUUAAGUGAGGGGUUUUCACCUAAUGAGUUUACGGUGUGUGGUGUUCUCAAGGCUUGUGGGGAAGAGAAGGAGUUAAGAUUUGGGAGGCAGUUACAUGGUGCCUUAGUUAAGAAGAUUUACAAGAAUGAUGUUUUUAUAGACACUUCUCUAGUUGAUAUGUAUGCAAAAUGCGGGGAGAUGAUAGACUCAAGAACAGUUUUUGAUGGAAUGAAGAACCGAAACACAGUUACAUGGACAUCUAUUAUAGCAGGGUAUGCUCGGAAGGGCUUCAGUGAGGAGGCCAUAUGCCUCUUUCAAGUAAUGAAGAGGCGAAAUAUAUUUGUCAACAACUUGACCAUUGUAAGCAUCCUCAGAGCAUGUGGCUUGAUGAGGGAUUCGCUGAUGGGGAGGGAAGUUCAUGCACAGAUAUUAAAGAACUCAACUGAAACCAAUUUACACCUAGGAAGUACUUUAGUGUGGUUCUACUGUAGGUGUGGGGAGUACUCUAAUGCUACAAAGGUCCUCCAACAAAUGCCUCUAAGAGAUGUUGUCUCAUGGACUGCCAUCAUUUCUGGCUGUGCUCAUCUUGGGUUUGAGUCUGAAGCUCUUGAAUUCUUGAAUGAAAUGAUGGAGGAUGGGGUGGAGCCCAACGCAUUUACUUACUCAUCCGCUUUGAAAGCAUGCGCCCAGCUGGAAACCGUUCUGCACGGGAAAUUGAUUCACUCCUCUGCAAAUAAAAGUCCUGCCAUGUCUAAUGUUUUUGUGGGUAGCGCUUUGAUUUCUAUGUAUGCAAAAUGUGGCUAUGUAACGGAGGCAUUUCAAGUUUUUGACAGCAUGCCAGAACGGAAUUUGGUUUCUUGGAAGGCUAUGAUAGUGGGUUAUGCAAAGAAUGGUCUCUGCCAGGAGGCUAUGAAGCUCAUGUAUCGGAUGCGAACAGAGGGUUUUGAGGUGGAUGAUUACAUCCUUGCCACUGUUCUUACUGCAUGUGGAGAACUCGGAUGGGAGAUGGACCCUUCAUUGAGUGUAGCUUGCAGUCCAGUUGAUCCUUUUGCCUGA